Messenger RNA from Pseudogymnoascus verrucosus, 1012 nucleotides. RefSeq lists its product as uncharacterized. The coding region runs from base 189 to 950 and encodes 253 amino acids. The record is from RefSeq and is a predicted model, not a curated record. Lineage: Eukaryota; Fungi; Ascomycota; Leotiomycetes; Thelebolales; Thelebolaceae. The transcript is spliced from 4 exons. Gene Ontology annotation, molecular function: oxidoreductase activity, acting on the CH-OH group of donors, NAD or NADP as acceptor.
CUGUCUCUUACAAAAUCACCCCCUGUAAACGGAGCCUGGAGAGACAGGAGGAGCUCUCUAUAAUUACUAUAAAGAACGUAAUAUCGGUCAUCUCUGACGCUGAAUUACCCUCCUACUACCUCACCCCGCAGUUUUCACUGUUUAGUCUAAGACGCCUAUCGUUACUUUACGGCAUAUUCUCAAUCACAAUGGCUUCUUUCCUCAUUACCGGUGCCUCGAGAGGAUUCGGUCUAGCACUUGCCCGCGAGCUUGUUUCUCUCCCUGACACAGACGUUAGCAAGGUCUUCGCGUCAGCGCGGGGAGAUUCCCCCGACUUAGAUGAGCUUGCGAAGAGCUCUUCUGGUCGGGUUGUCGUUGUCAAGCUUGACGUAACCCACCCAGAGUCCAUCAAGCUAGCAGCAGCCGAAGUCGAUGCGAAACUAGAUGGCAAGGGGCUGGACGUUUUGAUCAACAAUGCUGGCGUCUGCCAAUAUGCUGCUGACGGAGUGAAGUCUAUGGAUAAUCUCGAGGAAAGCUUUGCCAUCAAUGUCCUCGGCGUCCACUGGGUGACCCAAGCUUUCCUUCCACUUCUACGGAAGGGCAGCCUCAAAAAGGUUGCUAAUAUCUCUACCACCCUCGGCUCUACUACUCUAGCUCCUGCAGCCCAUUACCUCCCCGCCCCAGCCUACAAGAUAUCGAAAGCGGCAAUGAAUGCCCUCACCGUCCAAUACGCUCUCGACCAUGAAAAAGAAGGAUUUAGCUUCAUCGCCCUGUGCCCUGGCUGGAUGAAAACCGAUCUCGGUGGUGGCAACAUGGCCGACUUGACAGCCGAGCAAGGUGCAAAGGCUUCGUUGGAUAUUAUCUUUACACCAGGGCAGAAGUACAAUGGGCUGAUGCCAAAGGUUCUGGUUAAGGGUUGGGAGAAGAAUGCAGGAAAUAACCAGUACGAUGGAGCUAUUGCUCCGUGGUAAUGACUAUACUAGCUAGCCUCUAUAUCUACCCUUUUAAUAGUGAUUUCAUUGCUUUGGCGCGC